Messenger RNA from Leptopilina heterotoma, 2369 nucleotides. RefSeq names its product histone-lysine N-methyltransferase, H3 lysine-79 specific-like. Bases 527 to 2338 code for a protein of 603 amino acids. The record is from RefSeq and is a predicted model, not a curated record. The transcript has 7 exons. Lineage: Eukaryota; Metazoa; Arthropoda; Insecta; Hymenoptera; Figitidae.
AAUAAUCAAAAUGUUUUCUAUAUAUCUUAUACCUUCGUCAGUUAUCUCGCUUUCGUCACUAUGAAUAUUCACAUUAGAAUUAUCGCUUAUUGAGGCUUCAUUAUCUCCAAUACCAUCAGUCUAAAUAUAAAAAAUCACCGCUUAAUUUCUAAAAACAGGAAAACAUGGAUUUGGCUCUCAAAAUUUUACAUACACUUACUGAAUUAGAAAAAUCUGAAAAAUCUGAAUCUUCGGUUAAAUCGUUGGCAAUUCGCAAUUGCGUUUUUCUGCUAAAUAAUUCAAAAUCUCGAACUCGUGGCAUUUUAAAGCAAAAGAUUACAAAUUGACUUUAUUAAUGCAAAUUGAAAUUUCAAAAAAAUUCGAUUCGAUUUAAUUUGACAUUGACUUGAUGAAAUUAGCGGCGAAACAAAGGCAGUUUGAUUUUUAAAAAACAUAUGUAAGUCUAUAUGUUACGUUGCCCUUGACAACGAAGUUUCGUGAACGAGAUUUGACAGCAUUGAAAUAUAGGCAGCUUCACUUUGACAUAAUGGAAACAAAAAUGUAUAUGCUCGUGCAAUGGGUAAAAAAGCCAAAUGAAGUGACAGUAAUGGAGGAAACUGAAAGCGCAAAAGAAAUAAAUGAGGGAGAAAUAUUUGAUAUUGACUAUCCGAAAAAAGGAGUUUUUAAAGCAACUCUUCUUCAAAGGAGUGAGUCAAAAGACUUUUUAGAAAAAAUGAGCAGAAAUGUAAAUAGAGACGGGACCACGACUGAACAGAAGAAAAAUAGAAAUGUCAGAAAAGUAAAAACUCAAUCCACGAAGGAGAAGGCUCAAUUAAAAUUAAAAACGAAGAUGAGAGAGCAAACAAAAUCAGUUUUAGAAAAAAAAAUUUCAUCACUGCACCCAAUUUGUGAGGAUGCAGAUAAGAAAACCGCUAAUAAAAGUGUGAGUGUGAAGAAUAAAGAAAAAUUAGAAUUAGAAAAUCAAAUGAAAAGGGACGAAGCUCAUUUAGCACUGAAGAGAAAAAAGAAUGUUAAGAUGAAUAAGACUGAUGAAAAACAAAUCUCCAAAAUGUUCUCAAUUGUAGAAUCUCCUUCAACAUCGAUAUUGCCUACAACUUCUGUGUUACGUUCAACUUCCAAAUCACCUUCAACUUCUGAAUCGCCUUCAUCAACUGAAUCACCUUUUACUAUUGAAUCGCCUUCAAUUAUUGAAUCGUCUUCAACUACUGAAUCGCCUUCAACUAUUGAAUCGCCUUCAACCACUGAAUCGCCUUCAACUACUGAAUCGCCUUCAACUACUGAAUUUAAUUUAACAUCGAAAUUGACCUCAAUUUCCGCAUUAAAUUCAACUUUCAAAUCGACUUCAAAUUCAAAAUCGUCAUUAAGCUUCAAAUUGCCCCAAAAAACAAAAUUAGUUUUAACUUCUACACCACCUUUAACGUCAAAAUUGUCCUCAACUUCCAAAUUACAUGCAACUUUAAAUUUAGCAUCAAACUCCAAAAAGUCUACAAAGUCAAAAUUUUCUUCCGAAUCAUCUACAACUUCCGAACAGCUAUCAAAUUCCGGUAAUACAAACGAAGAUUCUCAAAAUAAUACCACACAACAUGAGAAAUCAAUUAAUUUGCUCUUCGAUGAACUGAAAGCAAAAAUUACACCAGAAGUUAUCAAUUUUUGUGAGAUACUAUUAAAAUUUACUAAAAUGUCCUUAAAUCAAAAUGGUGAAGUAAUAUCUUCUAUAAUGGAAAAUUCCUUAAAGACAUCUAAUAUGACGCCAUUGUUUGAAGGAUCGGAUAUCCUUAUAAAUGAAAAUAAACUGUUUUUAAUGAAGCGAUAUAGACAUAAGCCAAGGGAAUUAACUCGUCAAUUAAUGUUGGAAUUAGUAGGACCUGAAAAAUUAAAAACUAUGACAGCGCUCGGAAAAACAGGAAAUGGAAUUCCCGAAAAUAUAAGAGCUAAUGUCUAUAAAUAUGUGCACGUUAGAAACAAACAUUUUACUGAGGUGGAAUUUAGAUCUGUCUUAAAUUAUCAAUGUGGAACUUUGAGAAAUCCUAAAGGUGGAAAAAAAGAUCAUUCAGAAAUAGAAAAGGUUAAUGAUAAUGAAAAAGAUAUAAAUAAAAAAACAAAUGAAAAAGAUAGUCACCGUGAAAAAAAUAGCGAAGAUGAAGUGAAUGAAGACGACAAUAGUUUUGCAGAGAAUGGUGAACAUUCCGAGACUACUAAUGAUGAUAACGAUAGCGAAGAAGAAUCAGAAAGUGAACUUGAUAAGAAUACUGAGAAUGAAGAGGAUGACAGUGAGCAUGAAAGUGAACAUGGAAAAAAUCUUGAAGAGCCAAAGAAGAAAAAAACAAAAUUUUUUUAAAUUACAUUACAAUUUUCAUUACUUUUUUUAA